Molecule: messenger RNA, 1380 nt
Organism: Tilletiopsis washingtonensis
Lineage: Eukaryota; Fungi; Basidiomycota; Exobasidiomycetes; Entylomatales
Product: 3-oxoacyl-reductase
Exons: 5
Coding region: 454-1254 (266 amino acids)
Molecular function (GO): oxidoreductase activity
Source: RefSeq, a predicted model, not a curated record
CGGCGAAGAAACUCACGUCUUUCGGAGAUGCCCAUGCGUGCAGAGAAGGGAGAGCAGCGCUGCAGGGUACGCUCUGCGGUGCGAGAGAGGCCAGCCGGUGCUCAGCGGUCACGUGUCUGCGUCAGGAGCCUCUCCCGUCUGCGCCGCCGUACCGAGUCCCGCCUGAGUAUGGAUGCACCAUCAGCGGUGGCAUUCUGAUUGCAAGCCGGCGGCUCAGGCCUCGUUGCCGGCACGGGCACCUUGGUGCUCGCUCCCUGCGCAGGACGGCUGAGCUGACGUCUCCCAGCCCAGGAAGAGGCGUGGACCGCGGGUGCGCGUGAGCCUCCACUUCGCCGGCGAGCGGCCAAACGGACGGUACCGCUGUCGAGCAGGCGAUCCUCCACCAUCCGAGAUCCUCAUAAGCAGCAGUCGGUGCGCAUUCGGCGUCGCUCUGCAACAUUUACACCAGCAAACAUGUCCGCCGCACCGAAGACAAUCCACCAGCUGCGCGAGAAGAAGGUCGUCGUGCUUGGCGGCACGUCGGGCAUCGGCUUCGCUGUCGCAUCAGCGCUGAUCGAGGAAGGAGCCUCGGUCGUCGUCUCCUCCUCCAACCCGAAGCGCGUCGAGAGCGCCGUCGCUCGUCUCUCCGACUCGCAGCAGCAGUACAAUGCCGAUGCCUCCCGCGUGUCUGGACACGCGCUCAACCUCUCUGGCGACUGCGAGGCUGCGCUCCAAGCAUUCUUUGAGCAAGUGGGCACCUUCGAUCAUCUCGUGUACACGGCCGGCGACAGUCUGGCGACGACGCCCGUCGAGAAGCACACGUACGACACGCUCGUCAAGUCGGGCAGCGUGCGCUUCUUCAGCGCCGUGCUGGCGGUCAAGACGGCGGUGCCGCAUCUGCGCAAGGGCGGAAGCAUCGUGCUGACCACCGGCAGCACGGGCGAGAAGCCGGUGGGACCGGGAUGGGCGGUCGUCUCGGGCUUUGCAGCCGGCCUCGAUGGUCUGACGCGUGGUCUGGCCCUCGAGCUCUCGGCUCAGGGCCUGCGAGUCAACUGCGUCUCUCCUGGCGCGGUCGACACGGAGCUGUGGGACGGCAUGCCCGAGGAGGCCAUGGCGCAUCUCAAGUCCGAGGCAGCCAAGACCCCGACGGGCAAGUUUGGCCAGCCUCACGAGAUCGCACAGGCCUUCCUGUACUUCCUCAAGGACACAAACUGCACCGGCCGCACGCACGUCACGGAGAGCGGCGCGCACCUGGGCAACCGACCUGGCGCAUGAGACCGCGCUCGCUGCAAGACCUGUUGAUUCCCGUGCCAUCUAUACAGUCCGUUGUCGAGUGCGAGGGUGUGUGUCGCUUCCAAAGCACCAGUUGCAGCGACCCGUGACAGGCGAUGCUGCUUUAAG